AUGGCGGUCUAUGGCGGUCAUUCUCCUCCUGAGCUGCCCAGCCCACCCCAGAUGCAUUCUCUGCCCUUCUCGGCUGCUCUCAUGCAUCCGGCAGGACCUGCUCCUGCUGGUGUCCAGUCCGGCUGGCUGAGUAUCAGCAUACCACGCAACGUCUACGAAGGAGACCAGGUGGUUAUAAGAUGCUCCGGGGAAACAAAUGACAGGAUACAUAGACUCACGUACUACAAGGAUGGCUUUCAAAUAUCCACUUACCAUAAUGCCACAAGCCACACCAUUUCAAAUGCCAGGCGCAGCGACAGCGGCUCCUACUUCUGUAAGGCGGAGAGGACAUUAUUCCCUCCUAUCGGUGUGACAGAAGAGACCAGAACUACGUGGCUCGUUGUCCAAGAGCUGUUUCCCACCCCUGAGCUGAGAGCCAGACCCCUGCGACCCACGGAGGGCUGCUCGGUGACGCUGUCCUGUAACACCCAGCUGCCUUCGGCGAAGUCCUCCACCCAGCUUCGAUACUCCUUCAUCCGAGAUGGCCACACCCUGAGGUCAGGCUGGACCUCAGCAAGGGUCAAGAUCCCAGCGACACAGAAAAAAGACUCAGGGCAUUAUUGGUGUGAGGCCAGGACGGUGUCUCGUCGUGUCUCCAAGCAGAGCCGCCCAUCCUACAUAGAAGUGCAGAGGGUCCCUGUGUCUCAGGUUUCCAUGAAGACCCAGCCCCCAGGGGUCCAGGCAGUGGAGGGGGAGAUGCUGGUCCUUGUCUGCUCCGUGGCYAAAGGCACAGGGGUCACCACAUUCUCCUGGCACAGAGAGGACACAUCGGAGAGUCUGGGGAGGAAGACGCGGUGUUCCCAGAGAGCAGAGCUGGAGAUCCUAGUUGUCCGGGGGAGCCWCGGMGGGGGAUUCUACUGCACAGCCGACAACAGCUACGGCCCCGUGCAGAGCCGGGUGGUGAACGUCACCGUGAGGGUUCCAGUGUCACAUCCCAUCCUCACGGUCGGUGCCCCCGGGACCCGGGCCUUCGUGGGACCUGUGAUGGAGCUUCACUGUGAGGACGGGAGAGCGUCUCCCCCGAUCCUGUACUGGUUUUAUUACGAGGACGUCACCCUGGGGAACAGCUCAGCCCCUUUUGGAGGGGGAGCCUCCUUCAACUUCUCCCURACUGCAGAACAUUCUGGAUCCUACUUCUGUAAGGCUGACAACGGCCUGGGAGCCCGGCACAGUGAGCUGAUGAAACUCAAUGUCAGAGAUACUCCUCCCAAAGUCCGCUUGGUGAAUGGUCCCCACCGCUGUGCAGGGCGGGUGGAGAUGAAAAAGAAAGGUCACUGGGGUACUGUGUGUGACGACGGCUGGGACAUGAAGGAUGUGGCUGUGGUGUGUCGGGAGCUGGGCUGCGGAGCAGGCAACCACACACCUGCAGGUUUGUUGUACCCACCGGGGGCAGAAGAGGCCCAGCCCGUGCACCUUCAGCAAGCCAAGUGCAACGGGACCGAGAGGACACUGGCCGAAUGUGACCAGGACGAUAACUUCAACUGUAAACACAAGGAGGAUGCAGGGGCUUUGUGUGAAGGCUGGCUGAGUAUCAGCAUACCACGCAACGUCUACGAAGGAGACCAGGUGGUUAUAAGAUGCUCCGGGGAAACAAAUGACAGGAUACAUAGACUCACGUACUACAAGGAUGGCUUUCAAAUAUCCACUUACCAUAAUGCCACAAGCCACACCAUUUCAAAUGCCAGGCGCAGCGACAGCGGCUCCUACUUCUGUAAGGCGGAGAGGACAUUAUUCCCUCCUAUCGGUGUGACAGAAGAGACCAGAACUACGUGGCUCGUUGUCCAAGAGCUGUUUCCCACCCCUGAGCUGAGAGCCAGACCCCUGCGACCCACGGAGGGCUGCUCGGUGACGCUGUCCUGUAACACCCAGCUGCCUUCGGCGAAGUCCUCCACCCAGCUUCGAUACUCCUUCAUCCGAGAUGGCCACACCCUGAGCAACCACUGCUGUCUAUACCCUCCCCAGAAGGUGCGGAAUAAGCAGGAGUUCAGUGKAUAG
Molecule: messenger RNA, 2034 nt
Organism: Urocitellus parryii (Arctic ground squirrel)
Lineage: Eukaryota; Metazoa; Chordata; Mammalia; Rodentia; Sciuridae
Source: RefSeq, a predicted model, not a curated record